Messenger RNA from Medioppia subpectinata, 363 nucleotides. Lineage: Eukaryota; Metazoa; Arthropoda; Arachnida; Sarcoptiformes; Oppiidae. The record is from the annotation of a GenBank genome assembly.
AUGACUCUGGCGGACAUGGAUCGGGUCAAGAUUGAGGUCUGCAAACUUUGCGAAUCCUGUUGUAAAGCCAUUGAUCUGAUCGAGAAGACCGUCAUCGAAGAUGUUGCACUCAGGUUGCAUUCGCGCCUUUUUAUGUGCGAGGCUUUGGUGGUGUGUUUGACGGCUCAACCGUUUGUCCAAUCGGGCAAAAUAGUGGAGAUUCCGGGCACUGACUGUAAUCUCGCUCAUGGAGUGCAGCAUUUAUUUGACCUGGCCGGCAUGAAAGUGGAAGAUAUGGACAAGGUGAGAGUGGAGUUGUGUAAGACAUGCGAACCAUGUUGUAAAUCAAUACAACUCGUUGAGGAUCUGCUCAAAGAAGCUUAA